This is a messenger RNA of Ylistrum balloti, 2668 nucleotides long. Its product is annotated as transmembrane channel-like protein 7. Gene Ontology annotation, molecular function: mechanosensitive monoatomic ion channel activity. Gene Ontology annotation, cellular component: plasma membrane. The record is from RefSeq and is a predicted model, not a curated record. NCBI's taxonomy places the organism in Eukaryota, Metazoa, Mollusca, Bivalvia, Pectinida, Pectinidae. The coding region runs from base 1 to 2646 and encodes 881 amino acids. The transcript has 20 exons.
AUGAUAUCGUCAACAGGUCAUCCUCGGUCUCCCGCCAAAAAUGGUUUACCAAGAAGCCCUUCCAAGAAACAGGGUAGGUAUCCGCGCCGCGUACCAUCAAAACGAGGCGGAGAGAUCCAGUCGGAAUCAAGCAGUACAGGGAGGGUAACAUAUAAGAGCGAGGCAAACCAAAUCUUCUCUCUGCUUCCAAGUAAGUUGGCUUUGACCUCCGACGUAGGGAUCACAAUGGCCAGAAAACAGGAGGCAAAUAACCGGAAGGCCCGAAGUAGCAAUGCCGUUUAUCCGGAAGAGACUACAUAUGAUGAGCUCGAUCCGGACCUAAAGGAGUUGUCCAAAAGAGGCAUUCGUGUGAAAAACUUUGACGAUGAGGAGGAUGUAUACAAGACUUUACAGCUAAUCAAGAACUUACCGUGUUCUCUUCAACAGAAACGGAAGUACAGGUCGAAGUUGGCGGAGCGACCAACAAAACGCCUUGGAGGAUGUAGCGGGUGGAUGUAUCGGCGAAAGAUGGAUUGGAAGAAGUUCAAGAUUGGCUACAAAGAAUUCCAAUACCAGAUUGAACUAUGGGGGACUGCUCUGAAAAAAAUCGAAGGACAACAAGGGGCUGGUGUACUUUCCUACUUUGUAUUCCUGCGCACCCUCUUCAAGUUGAACAUCGCUAUCUUUCUACUAAUGUUCAUUUUCGUGACUUUACCUGCCAUUGUGAAUUUCUCGUCAAACGGUUACACCAGUGCGGUGACUGGGACAGGUAUCGGAGGUGUAGACGUGGCCACCGCCCAGACCUGUAGUGCCUCCUACACCGUUAAUGUCUCCUCUAAUGCCGCUACACUCAUUGCAGACUUUCUUCAGGGAACGGGUUGGAUGGAAGGUACAGCAUUGUUCCUUGGUUGGUAUGAUGCUAAUGAAUACAGUAUGGGCACUGCAGGAAGUCACAAUUUUAAUUACAUCAUGCCGCUCGCUGUCUUUGUUGUCGUCGUUGUUGUCUUCAUCAUUUCGUUAGUGGUGAUGGCACAGGCAAGCGUAAAGAGCUUUAGAGAGAGCAUAUCCCGGUCUGGUGAUGCCGUUCGGUACACGUAUAACAUUAAAGUGUUCUGUAGCUGGGACUAUGCCCUCACAGAGGAGGUUUGGAGUACAAUUAAACAGAAGAGUGUGUACAAAGACAUUGUGGCAGAACUGGCAGAAACGAGAUUUAGGCAGACCAGAAAAAAUAUGACAUCGAAUCAGAAGUGUGCUCUCUACACGAAACGGUUUUUCAUCAACUGGCUUAUCCUAGCAAUGCUUGGUGGAUCUGCAUAUCUAAUCUACUUCGUCCAAAAGUUCUCAACAGAGACAACUUCCAGUGACAGUUUCGUCCUACUGCUGAUACAGUAUCUGCCAUCCAUUACCCUGGGCGCUCUCAAUGGAAUAUUGCCCAUUAUUUUUCAAAUCCUGAUCAAGUUUGAAGAUUAUACCACUGGAUUCGCCUUGAAGUUACACUUGAUAAGAAUCGUGUUUCUGAAGCUUGCCUCAUUGGCUGUGCUGAUCAUAUCCAUCUACAGUCUUAUCACAUGUGGUACAAAGACAACCCCAUGUAAUGUAGGGAUUCCGGAUUCAUGUAUAGCCAUUACGUGCUGGGAAACCUACGUUGGUCAGACAUUCUACAAGCUAGUAGUCACGGAUUUCUUUAUUAACGUAAUCGUCAUUCUGCUCGUGGAGGGACCUAGAAUGGCUCUAACUACAAAGUGUGAAAGUAAGCUAUUAAAGAAGGUUGGCCCUGCUGUAUUCGACAUUCCAAAAAGUGUAUUGGCCUUGGUGUAUUCACAGAUGUUAUGUUGGAUCGGCCUGUUGUAUUGCCCUAUGAUCACAUCAAUGACGGUUAUCAGUUUUUUUGUGGUUUUCUAUUUGAAAUACUUAUCCGCAAUGAAAACUACUGGUCCUCCCGAGAAACCGUACCGAGCCUCGCGGAACAAUAGUUUCUUCAUAGGUAUUCUACUUCUGGCGUUUUUCAUGUCAGUUUUCCCAGUCGGUUAUACAAUGGUCAGGAUACGACCGUCGACUGGGUGUGGGCCGUUCCGAAUCUACAAUACAGGGAUGUCAAAUAUCAUUGAUGCGACCAUUUCCAACCUUCCAGCAUGGCUGAAUGACCUUGUCACACUGAUCACGUCAUCAUCGGCAGUAUUAACAUUCCUAGUAGUAUUGAUCAUAAUUAUCUACUUCUGUUCAGCAAGAGGAAGUGCCUACCGUGGCGUCGUCAAAAUGCUGGAAGAACAACUCACAAUGGAGAGUCGAGACAAACAAUUCCUGAUGGCGAAGGUCUACGAACUGACGGGAGAGAAACCGGCGGCAAGGAAAAAGGAAUCAGUGACUACAGUAAAUGAAAAGAAGGCGAAAUCUAAGAAGACUGAGGCAGAGGUAGAAACUCCCCCCGGACCAAGUGCACAUAUUCUUUAUGCUGAAGGGCCUGUUGUUUCCGAUGAUCCUGUCCCGGCAAUGCCAGAAGAAAAAGACCCAUUUAAUGCACCACCGGUAUACCGGAGUCCCUCUCCAACUGGUUCCAGACCAACAACGCCAAAAAUUUUGGUAAACAAUACAGACUGGGAGGAGACACCCAGAAUCAACACGGGCACUACACCUGCAACACAGCCGGCCAAACCAUUGGAGUUCUGAUAACUCACGUGCACCAAUUACA